UCAGAUUGAUUCAGCCUGCAGCUUACUGUCACAGCUUGCUAUACCAUUGGGAUCUGUCUGCGUGAAAAACAGCUUUUCAACUAGGGUUUUAAAUAUAAUAAAAAUAUAUAUAUAUUAUUACAACAAUUUAAAAAGUGGACCAAAGUGAAAAGCUAUGGCGAGGAACAACUCAGGAGAGGUAGACAUGUCACUCAGUUCACAACCCUGUGAGUUGAGACUGGUGCUUCUUGGGAAGACAGGAGUUGGUAAAAGUGCCUCUGGAAACAUCAUCCUGGGCAGUGAUAGGUUUAAGUCCACUCUCAGCUUUCGCUCAGUCACAAAGCAAUGCAAAAAAGGAACAGCCGUUGUGGAUGGCAAAACUAUCACUGUCAUUGACACCCCAGGCUUCUUUGAUACUGAGCUCUCAGAAGAAGAAGUAAAAACUGAGAUCUUGCAGUGCAUGGUUCUCUCUUCUCCUGGGCCACAUGUCUUCCUGAUGGUGAUUCCUGUUCGCAGAUUCACAGAAGAAGAGAGAGAUGCUGUAAGAAAGGUCCAGGAGCUUCUAACAGACAGCGCCCCAGAACAUGCACUGAUUCUUUUCACUCACAAAGAUCAGUUGGAGAAUAACAGUAAAAUUGAGGACUUCAUAGCCGAAAAUGAACAUCUCCUAGAGCUGGUCCGGAAGUGUGGCAACAGGUACCAUAGCUUUAAUAAUAAAAACAAAGAAGAUCACCAGCAGGUUACCGAGCUUCUGGCAAAGAUUGAGAAUAUGGUGGCUCUCAAUGGAGGGCGGCACUACACAAAUGAAUUGUAUCAGAAAGUGGAGGAGGAAAUACAACAGACUCAAGUAGAGAUUCUAAUGAAGGAAGAUAAACAGCUGCAGAAAGAACAGGAGGACAUUAACAAGGAAGAGGAAAGCCUUCAGCAAAGUAUAAAAACUGUUAUGGAAAAAGAGGAGAGGUACACUUCUCGAGGAGGCCAGAAAUCAGGACCUGAGUGGAAGAAACUGCAAUCAUUGAAAGUGAAUCCGGAAAGGGAAAUGAAGGAACUGGAAGAAAGGAAAAAAGACAUGAAUAAGAAAAUAGAAGAUGGGAAAAACGAAACUAGAGAAAAGGCUCAGGAGUCCAGGAGCUGCCUAAAGAAGAUUUUGAACCUGCUGGUUGCUGUGCCAACUGGUCUGCUGCUUGGUGCCUUGGUGGGCUUAGCAACAGCUGUGAAGUUAGCUGCUAGUGUGAUAAAGGCAGCUGGCUCCGUUGUAGUAGCUGCAGGCCUGGAGACCACUGAUGUUUUAAUUGCAGGUGGUGUUGCAGCAGCCACAGCUGCAACUGUUGGAGGAGUGAUAGGAGCCGUCACAGGGGUAAGUGCCGCUCUUGAGGCAGAUGGUCCAGUGGAAGCAGCAAAAGCCACAAUUAGUGACAUUAUAGAAAUUGCAAGAGAUAAAGUUAAGGAGGUAGAAAAUAUGGCAAGUGACCAAAGCUUCGACUGCACCAUGGUGGAGAUUUUCUCUGGCCGAUCGCUUUUCAAUAAGGACAGGGAUAUAGUAGACCCUGAAGAUGCUCUGCGAAACAAAGUGGUUGGUCUUUAUUUCUCCGCCGGCUGGUUUCCUCCUUGCAGAGAUUUCACGCCAAUUCUGUGCGACUUCUACACGGAACUGGUGGAAGAAUCUGAUCCUCCUGCCCAGUUUGAGAUUGUGUUCAUCUCGUGGACAAGAAUCUCAAGACAUGGUGGAGACACCACAAAAGAAGAAGCCAUGGCCUCUUUGACAGUUGGUGUCUUGACUGUUUUGAGUGAAGAUGGCCCAAGUUCUCUGCCCAUAUCCACAGCCAUUGUUCUUGAGGGAGGGAUUGCCAUGGAUGAUAUCAAGAACUUUCCUCAGGCAGUUUGCCUGUUGUUUGGGCUGACGUAUGCAUUGCACUUGGACUAUCCAAAAUACAUGGCAAACACUCUAAAAUUCAUCCAAAUGGUCAUGUUGGGUCUGCAAGGCAAAAGCCUCCCACCAAAACUGUUAACACUUAAGAACAGUCUGUUGAGGACCCGGUGCCAAUCUAUUCGGAUGCAAGCCAUCCCGCUUGAAGAAACGCGGUCUUUCCCAAAAAAGGUCCCAAUUAUCGAUGAACCCGAUGUCUUGAGUAUGUGUUUAUCAGCUGACCAUCUUUGUCACUUUGUUCCUGAAACAUUCCUUCAUAUGUUUAUGAACUGCUUCACUGUCACUCCCUACUGGCUUCCUGUUUUGAGUUCUGUCAAUGAUCUCUUCCAGGAUUCCUCUUACCUCAUAUUUUCCUUCAUCAGAACCUCUCAGUAUCACUCAGCAGGAGAUGCAGAAGUUCCAUCUAUGGUGCAGCCUUCUGAGUUAAGACUGGUGCUUCUUGGGAAGACAGGAGUUGGCAAAAGUGCAUCAGGAAACACCAUCCUGGGAAGAAAAGAAUUUCAUUCGACUCUCAGCUCCCGCUCCAUCACAAAAGAAUGCGUAAAAGGAAAGGCCAUUGUGGAUGGCAGAAAUGUCACCGUGGUUGACACCCCAGGCUUCUUUGACAUUGAACUUACAGAAGAGGAAGUAAGAAAAGAGAUUGUGAGGUGCAUGGCUCUCUGCUCUCCUGGGCCACAUGUCUUCUUGGUGGUGAUUCCUGUUCGCAAAUUCACUCAGGAAGAGAAGGCCGCUGUACAGAAGAUCCAAGAGCUGCUGGCAGAUAGCUCCCAUCAAUUUGCUUUGGUUCUUUUCACCCAUCAAGAUCAUCUGGGAAAAAACAAAAGUAUUGAGCAGUUCAUUACAGAGAAUGAACAUCUGAAGGAGCUUGUGCAAAAAUGUGGGAACAGGACCCAUAUCUUUAACAACAAGAACACAGCAGACAGCACUCAAGUGACUGAGCUUCUCAAAAAGAUUGACAAGAUGGUGACAGCCAACGGAGGACAAUGCUACACAAACGAUUUGUAUCGGAAAGUUGAAGAGGAAAUUCAGAGGACCCAGGAGGAGCUUCUCAUGAAGGGAAAUGAGCAGCUAUGCAAAGAAAAGGAGGACAUAAAGAGGGAAGAAGAAAAUCUUCGGCAGAGGAAAAGAGUGCUUAAAGAAGAAAAGGAGAAUUACACUUCCAAAGGUGGAAAAAGCUCUGGAGCUGAAUGGCAAACACUACUGUUACGUACAGCAGUCCUGGAUCAAGAAACAAAGGCACUGCUGGGGAAAACAGAUUGUGUAAAGAAAAACACAGAUCAUUUGAAAAAACUGACGAGGGCCGAGGCAGAGAAGUCCACUAGCUGUUUAACGAAGAUUCUGAAUAUGGUGGUUGCCGUACCAGCUGGACUCUUGCUAGGGGCAAUGAUGGGUGCAGCAGCAGCCCUGCUAAGUGUUCUUGGUUUAGUAUAUAUGCCUGGUUCGAAUAUAAUAAUGAAAAUAAUGUCUAAUAACGGACCGGUAGUGUUAGGAGGUGUCACUGGCACUGGUGCGGCUUUGGGAGGAGUGACUGGGGCAGUUGUUGGUAUAAAAGCUGCUCUGGAUGCAGAUGGUCCAGGGGAAGCAGUAAAAGCCACCUGUGCCAACCUCUCCAAUUUAGCAAUUGAUGUAGGAGAAAAAGUGUCGGAAGGAGUAAACAGGUUAAUGGGGCAAAAGGGUUCAAAAAUGGCAUUCGAUAAACGGUAACAAGUUUAGUAGUUUUGUGCUUAAUCGUAUUCAGAAGUGAAAAUAAAUAAAAUAUCAGACAUUAUGAUAUAUUGUUAUUUUUAAUAAAAGGAAACAUACUGAAUAUUAUAGGAAGAAUCUGUAAGUGCCAACUUAUGGGACACAGGAGCAGUUAUGUUUCAUUUCCUCUUACUUGAAAUAAAUUCAAUGAUAAAUGUAUAUAGUUUUGGUCCAAUAUCCAAGCAAGAAUUUCAUUUUACUCUGUACACAGAGCAACCCUACUAAUACUACUGAUUCUUUUAUUUUUUAAAUGUCAAAAUAUUAAAUAAAAAGUCAUUUUAAUCAGCAA
Polypterus senegalus (gray bichir) is the source of this 3938-nucleotide messenger RNA. RefSeq lists its product as uncharacterized. The transcript has 7 exons. The coding region runs from base 155 to 3610 and encodes 1151 amino acids. The record is from RefSeq and is a predicted model, not a curated record. NCBI's taxonomy places the organism in Eukaryota, Metazoa, Chordata, Cladistia, Polypteriformes, Polypteridae. Gene Ontology annotation, molecular function: GTP binding.